GGGAGCCGCCGGCGGACGCGAGCCGCGGCGGGCGCCCGAGCUUUGUGUGCGCCCGCGGGCCCGGGGCGAACCUCCGGCGGCCCAACUUUGCGGCUCCUGGCCGGCUCCCAGGAGGGAGUUGUGAGGCGUGGCUGGCCGGAGAAGGCGCCCGGGGUGGGGUGGGGGGCGUGGGGCUCCCCGCGGGAGGGACCGAGCGAGCCGCGCUGGACAAUGAGCUGGGCAGCUCGACGCUGCGGCCACUUGUAGGGGGGGCGCGGGCCAUUCGUCUCCUCGGCGGCUCAGCUGCCCCACCUGCGAGCAGAGGGCGAGAUGCCACAGCCAGGUGUCCCGGCGCUCUGAGGCCCCCACGGUCAGACGUCCCUGAGCUGGCUCUCUCAUUGACACUAGGCUACCCGGAGGCUUCGGCUGGGACGUUUUUUGUGGGGGAGCCUUCAGAGCUGCCGCGAUGGCCAGCACCAGGAGUAUUGAGCUGGAGCACUUUGAGGAACGGGACAAAAGGCCGCGACCAGGGUCGCGGAGAGGGGCGCCCAGCUCCUCGGGAGGCAGCAGCAGCUCGGGCCCCAAGGGGAACGGGCUCAUCCCUAGCCCGGCGCACAGUGCCCACUGCAGCUUCUACCGCACGCGGACCCUGCAGGCUCUGAGCUCAGAGAAGAAGGCCAAGAAGGCGCGCUUCUACCGGAAUGGGGACCGCUACUUCAAGGGCCUGGUGUUUGCCAUCUCCAGCGACCGCUUCCGGUCCUUCGACGCGCUGCUCAUAGAGCUCACUCGCUCCUUGUCGGACAACGUGAACCUGCCCCAGGGUGUCCGCACCAUCUACACCAUCGACGGCAGUCGGAAGGUCACCAGCCUGGACGAGCUGCUGGAAGGUGAGAGUUACGUGUGUGCAUCAAAUGAACCAUUUCGUAAAGUUGAUUACACCAAAAAUGUUAAUCCAAACUGGUCUGUGAACAUCAAGGGUGGGACAACACGAGCCUUGGCUGCUCCCUCCUCAGUGAAAAGUGAAGUGAAGGAAAGUAAAGAUUUCAUCAAACCCAAAUUAGUGACUGUGAUUCGAAGUGGAGUGAAGCCUAGAAAAGCGGUGCGGAUCCUUCUAAAUAAGAAGACUGCUCAUUCCUUUGAACAGGUGUUGACAGACAUCACCGAAGCCAUUAAACUAGAUUCGGGAGUGGUCAAGAGGCUCUGCACACUGGACGGAAAGCAGGUUACUUGUCUGCAAGACUUUUUUGGUGAUGACGAUGUUUUUAUUGCUUGUGGGCCUGAAAAAUUCCGUUAUGCCCAAGAUGACUUCGUCCUGGAUCACAGUGAAUGCCGCGUCUUGAAGUCCUCUUAUUCUCGCUCCUCAGCUGUCAAGUAUUCUGGAUCUAAAAGCCCUGGGCCCUCCCGACGCAGCAAAUCCCCAGCUUCAGUAAAGAGGGGUGGACACCACUCCGGUGCCUACUCGGCAGCCAGAUCCCCAGUUAACGGAACUCCCAGCAGCCAGCUGUCUACUCCUAAAUCAACGAAAUCUUCUAGCUCUUCUCCAACUAGCCCAGGAAGUCUCAGAGGAUUAAAGCAGAUUUCUGCACACGGCAGAUCUUCUUCCAAUGUAAAUGGUGGACCUGAACUUGGUCGUUGCAUGAGUCCUGAAGGUGUGAAUGGAAACAGGUGCUCUGAAUCAUCAACUCUUCUUGAGAAAUACAAAAUUGGGAAGGUUAUUGGUGAUGGGAAUUUUGCUGUAGUCAAAGAGUGCAUGGACAGGUCCACUGGAAAGGAAUUUGCCCUGAAGAUUAUAGACAAAGCUAAAUGUUGUGGAAAGGAGCACCUGAUUGAGAAUGAAGUGUCAAUCCUGCGCAGGGUGAAACAUCCGAAUAUCAUCAUGCUGGUUGAGGAGAUGGAAACAGCUACUGAGCUCUUUCUAGUGAUGGAACUGGUCAAAGGUGGAGAUCUCUUUGAUGCAAUUACCUCUUCAACCAAGUACACUGAGAGAGACGGCAGUGCAAUGGUGUACAACCUGGCCAACGCCCUCAGGUAUCUUCAUGGCCUCAGCAUCGUGCACAGAGACAUCAAGCCAGAGAACCUCUUGGUGUGUGAAUAUCCCGACGGAACCAAGUCCUUGAAACUGGGAGAUUUUGGGCUGGCCACUGUGGUAGAAGGUCCUUUAUAUACAGUCUGUGGCACACCAACUUAUGUGGCUCCAGAAAUAAUUGCUGAAACUGGCUAUGGCCUGAAGGUGGACAUUUGGGCAGCAGGCGUGAUUACAUACAUACUUCUCUGUGGGUUCCCACCAUUCCGAAGUGAGAACAAUCUUCAGGAGGAUCUUUUCGACCAGAUCUUGGCUGGGAAGCUGGAGUUUCCAGCCCCCUACUGGGAUAACAUCACAGACUCAGCAAAGGAAUUAAUCAGUCAGAUGCUUCAGGUAAACGUCGAAGCUCGGUGUACUGCGGGAGAAAUCCUGAGCCACCCCUGGGUGUCAGAUGAUGCCUCCCAGGAGAAUAAUAUGCAAGCUGAAGUAACAGGUAAACUCAAACAGCACUUUAAUAAUGCGCUCCCCAAACAGAACAGCACCACCACCGGGGUCUCGGUUAUCAUGAACACGGCUCUAGAUAAGGAGGGGCAGAUUUUCUGCAGCAAGCACUGUCAGGACAGCAGCCGACCUGGGAUGGAGCUGACCUCUCCAGCCCCUCCCUCAGCUGAGGAGCCUCCCGUGUCCGUGCCGCCAGCCCCGGCCCCUGCCCCUUCGGAAUCACCCACACCCCCCUGCCCCCCUGCCGCUGCGGGCUGUGAGCGGGCCGGGACCUGGCGCCGCCACCGUGACUGAGCCCCGGGCAGACGGGCUGGAGCCCGCCACACCGCUGGAAAGCCCCUCUUCUGCCCGGGCUGCCGCGCAGUCCACUCGCUGAAGAGGCUUUCUCCGCUGCCUGUCCUCCAGAAGGUUGCUGGCACCCCCAAGGCCGCCGGGAGCCAGGAGCUCUGUGCCAGGGGCUGGCUUCUUUCAUACUCUGGGCUCUGCCCUCUAGUUCCUGGAGGGUCCUAUGCAGUGUUAGCCUUGGUGACAGAAAUUCAGAGAGGCUCAUUUGAAGUUGAUGGUUUUUUGUUUUUUGUUUUUGGGGUUUUUUUUUUGGUUUAAUGGACAUUUUCAGUGUCACCAAGAGAAUGUGCAACUUUUAUCUGGGAUUUAAUGCAUUUUUAUAGAAACACUUUGGAUGAACCAAGAUCUCUCCCCUAUUUAAGUAAACUCGGAGUGUUCCUUUUUUUCUUACGAGAACUUAGAACUGCAUUUGUCCCUUUGCGGGUGUCCUGUGAGAGGUGACACGGCUCCUUCCUAUGCUGAUGGGGUUUGGAGGACUGGCUUUCCGAUGGGAGAAUUGAGCAUCCAAGAGGACAGUCUGGUCACUGGACACUAAUUCCAGACUUUGAGAAGUGCUUUCUGGUGCCUGAGGAAGCAGCCUACCAUGUAUAGCUUGGGGUGCUGGGCUUACCUGAGAUGACACUGGAUAUUUAUUUGUACACAGACCCCAGGGGAAAGUCAUUUUGUUCCCUCAACUUGUGUGUUCUCCCGCUAACUCUUCCCACAUAUGUAUUAGGAAAUGCUAACGAAGUUGUCCUUUGGCCUUUUUCAUGAAAGGCUUGGCGCAUGCAGCUUUCCCUGGGCCAAGGUGGCUUCUUCUCAGCAAGUCGGCUUCUAGAGAGCAGACAUCUGAACAGCCACCAGAGUCUCCAUCAUCUGUUUGUCAUCUGGAGCUGGCCGGAAACAACUGAGGAAACGUGGGCCGAGGCCCAGGCAGGACUGGGGCAGGGAGGUGCUCCGCAGACAUCCUCUGUUAUUAACCUUCUGGAAGGCUGCUGGCAGUUUUUCCUUUUUUCCCACUACCCUGCCCUUUUUAAUCAUUGUACGUAAUCAGUAGAUUUGUUUUACCCACUCAUCCCCUAAACUGGUGGGCCCUGUAGUUCAUUCUAAUUGUUAGACUUUUGCCUCUUACCAGUGUACCUAACCUGCAAUAAACCCUUCUUGA
This is a messenger RNA of Mustela erminea (ermine), 3992 nucleotides long. RefSeq names its product doublecortin like kinase 2 (gene DCLK2). Gene Ontology annotation, biological process: protein phosphorylation; intracellular signal transduction. Lineage: Eukaryota; Metazoa; Chordata; Mammalia; Carnivora; Mustelidae. The transcript has 17 exons. Gene Ontology annotation, molecular function: protein kinase activity; ATP binding. Bases 446 to 2797 code for a protein of 783 amino acids. The record is from RefSeq and is a predicted model, not a curated record.